This is a messenger RNA of Radiomyces spectabilis, 1402 nucleotides long. Its product is annotated as Septin-domain-containing protein. Gene Ontology annotation, biological process: cytoskeleton-dependent cytokinesis. Lineage: Eukaryota; Fungi; Mucoromycota; Mucoromycetes; Mucorales; Radiomycetaceae. The transcript is spliced from 6 exons. Gene Ontology annotation, molecular function: GTPase activity; GTP binding; molecular adaptor activity. Gene Ontology annotation, cellular component: cell division site; microtubule cytoskeleton; septin complex. The record is from RefSeq and is a predicted model, not a curated record. The coding region runs from base 208 to 1326 and encodes 372 amino acids.
UACUUCACCUGGCUCCUCUUUUUUUGUGUAGCAUAAACUUACUCUGUGACGCAUAUUAACCCAUUCUAUCCAUCUUAUCUUCCUCUGUGGUUUCUUUUAUAUUAGAUCACUGUGGUGCGCAAGAAACUUCAAGGAUAUGUUGGCUUUGCCAACCUGCCCAAUCAAGUUCACCGCAAGUCGGUAAAAAAAGGUUUCCAAUUCACCUGUAUGGUUGUCGGUGAAUCCGGUCUCGGCAAGUCUACAUUGGUCAAUACUUUAUUUAAUACGCAACUGUACCCACCCAAGGAGAAUGUGGAAUUGACGCAUGAAACCCCACAAACGGUGGAAAUUCAAUCCAUCACUUCCGAUAUCGAAGAAAAUGGCGUCAAGUUGCGUUUGACCGUGGUGGACACACCUGGCUUUGGUGACUUUGUCAAUAACGAAGAAAGCUGGAAACCUAUCCUUGACAGCAUCGAGUCACGCUUUGAUGCUUAUCUUGAACAAGAAAAUCGCGUUAACCGUCGCCGAAUGGUCGACAAUCGUAUUCACGCUUGUAUCUACUUCAUUACCCCCACCGGUCACGCAUUGAAGCCUCUCGAUAUCGAGUUCAUGCGUCGUCUUCACACCCGUGUGAACCUGAUUCCCGUGAUUGCGAAGGCUGAUACGCUCACCGAAGAAGAAGUGUUGGCUUUCAAACAACGCAUCUUGGCCGAUAUCAACUACCAUCAAAUCCAGAUUUACCAAGCUCCCGUCUACGAGUACGACGACAAGGAAACCAUUGCUGAAAACCGUGAAAUCAUGUCCAAGAUUCCAUUCGCCGUUGUCGGUUCCGAUAAGGAGUUUGAAGUGGAAGGUGGACGUCGUGUCCGUGGUCGUAGAUAUCCUUGGGGUGUGAUCGAGGUCGACAAUGAAGAACACUGUGACUUUGUCAAGCUCCGACAAAUGUUGAUUCGUACUCAUAUGGAAGAGCUCAAGGAGUAUACCAACGAUGUUCUCUAUGAAAACUACCGUACCGAAAAGUUGACCGCUAUGGGUAUUCAGCAAGAUCCUUCGGUCUUCAAGGAAGUCAACCCUGUGCAAAAGAUGGAAGAAGAACGUAUUGCUCACGAACAAAAACUGGCCAAGAUGGAAGCGGAAAUGCGUGCCGUGUUCCAAGCCAAGGUGCAAGAAAAGGAGGCCAAGUUGAAGCAAUCCGAAGAAGAACUGUAUGCGCGUCACAAGGAAAUGAAGGACGCACUCGAGAAGCAACGUCUGGAAUUGGAAGAGAAGAGACGUCGUUUGGAAUCUGGCAGACCCAUGACACCCGAGAAGUCUGCAAAGAAAAAGGGCUUCUCCUUUAACAAAUAAGAUGGCUCUCUUUCUUUCUUAAUAGAAGUCUAAUUCCAAAUAAGAUAUCCUAGCACCCUUAGUUUUCUUCUUCUUU